AUGGUUUAUUCUUUUGGUUAAGUAAAAGGAUCAAAUCCUGCACUGAGAACAUUUGCACCUGCUCCCAAUGCAUAUCAUCCAAAAUUUGUGUUCAAAUAAUAGGCUCUUCAAUGGACAUAAGCGGAAUUUAUUUUAGAAGUAUUGGUGAUGCAGCAUAAAGGAUAUGACUCAAAGAUAGAAGGACCCAAAUAUACUAUGAGUGGAAAACAUGAUCUUAAAUUAGUUUCCUUAUCUCCAGGUCCUGGAAAUUAUGAUGAUGAAAGUUUCAGUUCUGUUUACAAAAAGCAACUAAUUUAUACAUUAGUUGGUCUAAAAUAUCAUACAUCAUAACAAGAUAUAGUACCUGGUCCAGGACAAUGUGAUUUAAAGUUUUCUUAUAUCUCUAACAGUCCAACUUAGCCAAGAUUGACAUCGUUGAAAGGUGGAAUGACACCUAGAUCUGGAUGGAAGAUUAAAGAAUAUAUUUAAAAAACAUUAUGUAAAUAUUUAUAAAUUGUAUUGUAUUAGAGAAAUCAUAACCUUCAUGAAUAAUAGUGACAUCAUAGAGAUUUUCUGAAAUGAGGAAGUAACACUUAUUAUAAUCAGAACCUGAAGCUUAUCAUUUAAUAUGCUUGUUCAAUUUAUCCAAAUUUUUUACUAUCAAAAAGAAGUUAAAGCUCUAAUUAAAUUGAUCCUGGACAAUAUGAUUAGGAUAUUUCAACAAUAAAAUCUAACUAUUUAUCUUACAAAACUGGUUCUGAAAUAAGAAAUAUAUAUAAUUAAAUUGAUAAAUUGAUUCCUGGCCCCUGAAUAAUAUUACAAGAGUAACAUUAUUAAUUAAAUAAUCUUUAGAGGACUGGCUAAGUUAAGUUCAUUAUAGAGGUCAGCUUUAACUUUUUAAAUUCCAUAUAAAUUAAGAAAUGAUCUAAAUGAUUCUAUAGCCAUAACUCCUGGACCUGAUACAUAGAUGGUCUCAAUUAAGGGAUCUAAGUAUAAUCCCAAUAUUUCUGCAUACAUUUUAGGGCCUGGAUAAUAUAACCCAGAUGAUUCAGUUAUUAAACCAAAAGAUGGUUUUGUUAAAAUUGUGCCAGAACGUAGAACUGUUAACAUCUGGAUAAUAUUCGAUUAAAUCAUAUCUCAAAGGCCCUUAAUGGGGAUUCUCAAAAGACAUUCGUUUAGGCUUAAUCAAAAAAGAACUAAUUCCUCGUUAUGGAGCUUACAAAUAUUCCUCAUAAAUAUUAUGA
Messenger RNA from Paramecium sonneborni, 1223 nucleotides. The record is from the annotation of a GenBank genome assembly. NCBI's taxonomy places the organism in Eukaryota, Ciliophora, Oligohymenophorea, Peniculida, Parameciidae.